AUGCGAAUUGCCAACUUAUGGUUCAUCGACUCUCUAGGUGUGCAACACAGUCCUGACGGCAGCCAAAGCGACAGCAUCGCCCUUGAAUUGUUCGAAAAUGACGUGUCCAAGAAAGGAGAGCGCUACGAGGUUCCCCUUCUUCUUCGGGAGCCUGGUCUGGAAACCGGCCAAAGCAACUACGACCUCGCUAAACAGCGGCUCCUGAUGCAGCUCUGUCGCUUCCGACAGCAACCAGAUCUUGUGGUUUGUUAUGACGACACCAUCAAGGCAUACUUCAACGAAUCCCGCGCAGAACGAGUUCCAGACAACGACACGGUGGCCAAGCCCAACACGUACUACAUGCCGCAUCAUGGAGUAAUUCGUCGUGAUGCCGUCACCACCAAGCUUCGGGUUGUUUUUGACGCGUCAUCUCACGCUCCCGGUCAACCAUCCUUGAACAACGUGCUCAUGAAGGGGCCUAAGAUGGAUGCCGACUUAAUUAAACUUUUGCUCAACUUCAGAUGCAUCCAAUAA
Molecule: messenger RNA, 513 nt
Organism: Rhipicephalus sanguineus (brown dog tick)
Lineage: Eukaryota; Metazoa; Arthropoda; Arachnida; Ixodida; Ixodidae
Exons: 1
Coding region: 1-513 (170 amino acids)
Source: RefSeq, a predicted model, not a curated record